Messenger RNA from Paramormyrops kingsleyae, 2075 nucleotides. Its product is annotated as 5-hydroxytryptamine receptor 3A-like. Gene Ontology annotation, biological process: monoatomic ion transmembrane transport. Gene Ontology annotation, cellular component: membrane. Gene Ontology annotation, molecular function: extracellular ligand-gated monoatomic ion channel activity; transmembrane signaling receptor activity. The record is from RefSeq and is a predicted model, not a curated record. NCBI's taxonomy places the organism in Eukaryota, Metazoa, Chordata, Actinopteri, Osteoglossiformes, Mormyridae.
CUAGGGCAAGCUUCUUAUUCAAAACAUCUGGUUCUACAGUAACUAAUCACAGCAGACAUGCUACAACGAUUUCACAUUCUCCAUGAGUAAACACAGUCGCCUAUAUAUACCAAAGACUGACUUUACAAAAAUGAGGCUAGCUCUUUAAUUUAAUUUACCUGCCCAUCAUCUGGGAUAAGCUGCAUGAAUGCUAGGACGUAAUCACACGUUUUUGGUUACAGUUACUAACUGAGAUAAUCAUCAUAGGUGGCUUCUAAUGGAUAAAGGCCAGUGCAAAGCAAAGCAAAUGUCACAGGUUCAGACAGGUGCUGGAAGGCAGAAGGGUCUGAAGUGGCUGAAUAGCGGAGAAAAGCUUGUAGCUCUUCUCAUUGCCAGUCUCCUUCUUCAAGAUGCCGAGUCCCUCUAUAGGGAAAUAGAAAAGACCUUUUAUUUAAACCCCAUCCGUCCCGUGUACAGCCUGAAGACGCCCACCAAUGUCACCAUCUAUUUUACACUGUAUAGCAUCCUCGGGGUGGAUGAAAUGACCCAGAUAUUAACAACGUAUAUUUGGCUCACCCUGAGUUGGAAGAUUGAGUAUCUGAGCUGGGACCCUGUACAGUGUGGAACCGCAGUGGUCACUCUUCCCAGGGAAAAGCUUUGGAUGCCCGAUAUUGUUAUUAAUGAGUGUAUGGACAGGGACACGUCUCCCCGGAUACCUUACGUGCAUUUGGAUUCCUCUGGUUAUGUGACGGACAGUCGGCCAGUGAGAUCUGUCAGCUCCUGCAACCUGGACAUCUACACCUUCCCGUUUGACGUACAGAACUGUUCCUUGACUUUCAAUUCCUAUAUCCACACCUCUUCUGACAUUACAAUAAAUAUGGGCGAAUCAGGUGAAGAGUCACUGAUGUGGUCCAAUAUGGUGAUGAACACGAUUGAAGAAUGGGAACUAGUGGACAUCACUGUUUCUAAAACACAAUGCGAUUAUUAUAAUUAUUCUAUCUAUGACACAGUUGUCUACAAUAUCGUCAUGAGACGCAGGCCCACCACGUAUGUGGUGAACCUCCUGAUCCCCAGCUGCUUCCUCCUGAUCGUGGACCUCAUAAGUUUUCUUCUGCCACCAGAGGCUGUAGACCGUGCCACCUUCAAGAUGACCAUCAUCUUGGGCUACACUGUAUUCCUGCUCAUCAUGAAUAAUUUGCUACCUAGUACCGGAAAUACGCUUCCACUCCUUAAUGUCGUCUUCUCUGUCUGCCUGGCUUUGAUGGUAGCAAGCCUUCUGGAGACUAUCAUCAUUACCAAAAUCCUGUGCAAAUCCAAUCACUCCGCAGUACCUCACUGGGUCCAGAUCCUCGUUUUUAAAUACCUGGCCUGGCUUGUUCGCUUUCCCCAGAAACCGGGUGAUCAGGAGACAGAAACUUACUCACCUAUCACUCAAGCGGUGAAGAAUCCAGUGUCCAUGAGUGUUUCGGACCCAACCUCCAAUAAAUCCAGACUCCAGCUUGACGAUCCAGUCGUAGAGGUGCUGAAGAAGUUGGGUCAGGACCUUCUAGCCAUUCGCAUUGAGGUGGAGAAGCACCUCGCAUGCAGGAAUGCUGCUGAUGAGUGGGACCGGGUUGGACACAUUAUAGAUCGUUUUCUUUUCAUCCUCUAUGUCCUCUUUAUUUUCUUUAGUCUUAUUGCUUUUAUUAUGUUUUGGUUACAAUGGCUUGGUCAAUAGUCCAACUGUCUUAUAUGUGAGCUGUCACUGUACAUAAAAACGUUGGCCACGAAAUGGAAGUGCAAUUCAUCAUUUAUAAAAUUUGUACUUCAAAAUUGUAGCACUCUGCAAUUAUAACAAUGUUUCUUCAUUUGGACUACAGACUGUGUUUUGCCAGCUAUCCACUGUAGUCUAUCCAAUAAAUAUGGUUUCAUCUCCAUUUGAUUUCUAUGAGCUGCAAAGAUUUCACAAAUGUGGCAAUGACAAAAAAGAUAAAAGAAAAAUAACAAUUAAAAUAUAUAAAACAUGUCAACGAGCUGACAUUCAUCCACCUCUGUGAGCUCCGUGAUAUGAGGGCGGGAGGACAGGGUGGAGAACUUCAUUCCAGUGAGUGAUGAGC